Adineta ricciae is the source of this 303-nucleotide messenger RNA. Lineage: Eukaryota; Metazoa; Rotifera; Eurotatoria; Adinetida; Adinetidae. The record is from the annotation of a GenBank genome assembly.
AUGUUUAUAUUGACAAUACUCAUUAUUGCUAAUUUUGCUGAACAAAAAGAUGAACGAGAAGUGGAGGGAUUGGUGAAUUCUGCCGUCGGUGAUCAGUUGGAGCCACAACUUGCUGAACGUAUGGAGGAUGAAUCGGAUGAAUACUCUUCUUUUACGCAAUAUCGAGUAAAAAGAGCUCGCGGUGGAGCGAAAAAUAGAGGUGGCAGUAGUGAACACGAAAAACAUGAAAAGGGACAAACGCGAAAAAGCAACGAUAAGAAGGGAGGUGAAAAAGGUGACGCACGACGUCCAUAUCGAAAAUAG